AUGUCAGCCUAUAAUAUGACUUCCGCCCACCCAGCAGUCUUCUUGUUGCUGGGAAUCCCAGGCCUGGAGGACCUACACAUUUGGAUUUCUAUCCCUUUCUGCUCAGCCUAUACACUGGCCUUGUUUGGUAACAGCACCCUCCUUUUAAUCAUUCGGGCUGAUGUAGCCCUCCAUGAACCCAUGUACCUCUUUCUGGCCAUGUUGGCAGCUAUUGAUUUAGUCCUCUCCUCAUCAACGCUGCCCAAAAUGCUUGCCAUAUUCUGGUUCAGAGACCAAGCCAUCAGCUUCUAUGGCUGUCUGGUGCAGAUGUUCUUUCUCCACUCAUUUGCCAUCAUGGAGUCGGCAAUGCUCCUAGCUAUGGCCUUUGACCGCUAUGUGGCCAUCUGCAAACCACUGCACUACACCGCAAUCCUGACCAAGCCCCUUAUCACCAAGAUUGGCUUGGCCGCUGUGACCCGGGCUGUGACACUGAUGACUCCACUCCCCUUUCUGCUGCGACGAUUUCACUACUGCCGAGGCCCAGUGAUCGCCCACUGCUACUGUGAACACAUGGCUGUGGUGAGGCUGGCGUGUGGGGACACCCGCUUCAAUAAUAUCUAUGGCAUUGCUGUGGCCAUGUUUAUUGUGGUAUUGGACCUGCUGUUUGUUAUCUUGUCUUAUAUUUUUAUCCUUCAGGCAGUUCUCCAGUUGGCCUCUCAGGAAGCCCGCUACAAGGCAUUUGGUACCUGUGUGUCUCACAUAGGGGCCAUCUUAGCUUUUUACAUACCCGUGGUCAUCUCCUCAGUCAUGCACCGUGUGGCCCGUCAAGCUGCCCCCUAUGUCCACAUUCUUCUUGCCAAUUUCUACCUGCUUUUCCCCCCCAUGGUCAAUCCCAUCAUUUAUGGUGUCAAGACUAAGCAGAUUCGUGAUCGCUUCCUAGGACUAUUCCUGAGGAAGGAUGCCAAAGAAGGGUGA
Messenger RNA from Octodon degus (degu), 954 nucleotides. Its product is annotated as olfactory receptor 52K2. Bases 1 to 954 code for a protein of 317 amino acids. The record is from RefSeq and is a predicted model, not a curated record. Gene Ontology annotation, cellular component: membrane. Gene Ontology annotation, molecular function: olfactory receptor activity; G protein-coupled receptor activity. Lineage: Eukaryota; Metazoa; Chordata; Mammalia; Rodentia; Octodontidae. The transcript has a single exon. Gene Ontology annotation, biological process: G protein-coupled receptor signaling pathway.